Molecule: messenger RNA, 855 nt
Organism: Paraglomus occultum
Lineage: Eukaryota; Fungi; Glomeromycota; Glomeromycetes; Paraglomerales; Paraglomeraceae
Source: the annotation of a GenBank genome assembly
UCAUAUGUUCUCCAGACGCUCUACUCUACAAUAUCUACACUCUGCCUCCCGACAUCAUGGGGGGACGUAGACACUUCCCACAUAAGUUAUCGCAUUGGAACCAAUUCUGACGCUCAGCAUUUGAAUUAUGAGAGGGGAGGAAGCAAUCCGAGUAUGGGAAUCGACAUAGAAGCGAACGCAAGUUUAAACGAACAUGAUGAGGUUCAAUUGAUAGUUUACAGAAAACGUCAUACAGAAGUUACCCAACCUUAUAUAGAAUCAUUGUAUUCAUCUCCGAAGACACCCAGAGUACAAUUUGACAAGAUGGUUGAUGAUGUCCCGAUUCUACGAUCGAUAACGGUCAAGUCCCACACAAAAAUUUAUAAACAAAAAGUCGCAAUAACCGAUACGACCACCUUCGCAGAUGUAAUUUCGUUUGCUCUUAAAUCUCCACCACCAGGUAAACAAUUUGUCAUCUUCGCCGCUGAUGGUUCGGUUGAGUAUAUGCCUACCAAUGUGGUGAGAGACGUCAUCGUUGACGUUGAGCACGCAGAAGUCUUGGUCUCUUUGGAAAACGCUAGAGACGUUGAUUUUGGCGAAUUUUACAUAAAAGAGCAUACAUAUACAGAAGGUCAAAUGCCUACGACUACGAAUACUAUAAACUACGGAAAUGCUGGAGGCUAUGUAUUAUAUCAAGGAACUGUUAGCUACCCAUCUUAUUUAACCCUGGCAUCCUUCUCUGCGCUGGACGUUGAAGAUGUCAUCUGUCGGACCAAGCCAUCAUACAUUUUUAUGCAAACUUCACUUUCAACUAACAAUUCUGACAUAACCAAUGAGCCCACUAACCCUGAAUAUUUCCAACACUUUAAUAAUUAA